GGCCGCGCACGGUCCCGGCGCGCCCGGCGGCUGCGGGCGGGGGAGCGGCUCCAGCGGCCCGGGGAGGCCGAGAAAGGGAAGGGCGGCCAUGGACAGGUUCUCGUGGACCACCGGGCUGCUGGAGCUAGGGGAGACGCUGGUGGUCCAGCAGCGCGGCGUGCGCCUCAGCGACGGGGAGGAGAAGGUGAAAUUUGAUAGUGGAGUUUUACUGCUUAGCACACACAGACUGAUCUGGAGGGAUCAGAAGAAUCAUGAGUGCUGCAUUGCUGUACCUCUAUCUCAGAUCGUAUUUAUUGAAGAGCAAUCAUCCGGGAUAGGAAAAAGUGCUAAAAUAGUAGUUCAUCUUCAUCCUGCUUCUUCAAACAAAGAGCCUGGUCCAUUCCAAAGCAGCAAAUAUUCUUACAUCAAGCUUUCUUUCAAAGAACAUGGGCAGAUCGAGUUCUACAGACGAUUAUCAGAAGAAAUAACACAAAGGAGGUGGGAGAGCAUACCUACUGGUCAAGCCAUGCAAGUUAACAAGGAUACACAAGCAGGAAGAAUAAGAGCUGUAGGAAUUGUAGGGAUUGAAAGGAAAUUAGAGGAAAAAAGAAAAGAGACUGACAAAAACAUUUCCGAGGCUUUUGAGGACCUUAGCAAACUAAUGGAGAAGGCUAAGGAAAUGGUGGAGUUAUCCAAGUCAAUAGCUAAUAAGAUUAAAGAAAAACAGGGUGACAUCACUGAGGAUGAGACUAUUAGGUUCAAGUCCUAUCUCCUGAGUAUGGGUAUAGCUAAUCCAGUUACUAGGGAAACAUAUGGAUCUGGUACACAGUACCACAUGCAACUGGCAAAGCAACUAGCUGGAAUACUGCAGACACCAUUAGAGGAGCGAGGAGGGAUCAUGUCGCUCACAGAAGUGUACUGUCUGGUGAAUCGAGCACGAGGGUUAGAGUUGCUGUCACCAGAAGAUUUAGUAAAUGCUUGUAAAAUGCUGGAAUCACUGAAAUUGCCAAUAAGGCUUCGGAUAUUUGACAGUGGUGUGAUGGUGAUUGAACUCCAGUCUCAUAAUGAAGAGGAAAUGGUAGCUUCUGCUUUAGAAACAGUAUCUGAAAAGGGUUCUCUCACAGCUGAUGAGUUUGCUAAGUUGGUGGGGAUGUCUGUUCUCUUAGCCAAAGAAAGGCUUCUUCUUGCUGAAAAGAUGGGCCAUCUUUGCAGAGAUGAUUCAGUGGAAGGCUUGAGAUUCUACCCAAAUUUAUUUCUGACGCAAAGCUAAUGUCAUUUGUAUGCAAUUUUUUAUGUAACAGUUUAGAGCACAGGGCAGAAUCCUUCCAAGAACUGACUUAAACAUUUUAUUUUGUUAUCAACUGCAACAAACAUGAACAUUGCAAUGCUUUACAGUUCUCAGGUAUUUCAAGUGCUGAAUCCUCUAACAUGGAACUGAAAGGAAAUAGAAAUCACAAAGUCAGAAGCAUGUCAAUUGUCUCAAGCCAACUCACUCAUUUUUCACAUUUUAUUUGAUGUGCUCUAUAGUUUUUCAUUUCAAGAGAAGUCAAAUGGAGAUUCCACGCAAGUGAAAGUGGAGAGAAUAUCCCUGUAGUCUUCCAUGAGUGUCAGCACCCAGAAGACAGGUUACUGAAUACUCCAAUUUCAGUUUGUUUAUGUCUAGAGUAACAAAGCAGACAGCUGUAUCCGCAGCGAUAAGAAAAGUCACUUGAGUGUGUACCGAGGUAUAAGUAACAAACCAGUGUAGAAUAACCCCAUCUCCCUGAAGUGAUGAACAGUUUUCUAAGAGAGGAUCUUGGGGUUCUGUACUUUGAUAAAGAAAGAACUUGCUACUGCAGAGAUUAUUGUAUUUUAUGUGAAUCUAGAAAUCAUGGUGUUUAUUUUGUCAUAUCUUAUGCUAAUAUUUCAGAUAGAAACAUUGUUAGCACAGACUUCCUCCCUUCUCUUUCCUUGCCAUCUUCCUUCCUGUCAAUUUAUGUUGCACUUUGGGUGCCCUUUCUCUGUCCGCUCUAGGACAGUAGAGCAGCCUCUUGACACUCUUCCAGUCUCUGUGCUUUGAGGGGCUUGGUUUUUAUCUUGUUCUUCUUACAAAAGAUCAUUUGUUUGUUUCAUCAGCUGGUCACCUGUUUCAGGGAGGCAGUUCGUUUGCUUAUCUCUCAUAAUGUGAAAAUUAAUAUGCUUUCAGUAUUGAAUGGAGGAAGACGACUAUCACCCUGUGCUUAAUAAUCACAAGGUAUCAUAUUGUUUGAUAUUCCUCACCCUGUGUUCACACUGAAUGCAAUUUGAUAGCCUCAGUUGUCAUAACUCCAGUGGAGUUGCUACACUACUUGAAGAUCUGUUGUCAUGAUAAUAACACUUUAGUGGAUGUUUAUGAUCCACAUCACCUAAAUUUUUGGCAUUUUGAAGAGAUGAUUUUUAGUAAAUAACAAAAUUAUUCAAGGUAUGGGCUGGGACAACAUAUAGGUAACUGCAUUGUGGUUGUAAUGGCCAAAUCAGAAUUACAAA
Molecule: messenger RNA, 2484 nt
Organism: Empidonax traillii (willow flycatcher)
Lineage: Eukaryota; Metazoa; Chordata; Aves; Passeriformes; Tyrannidae
Gene: VPS36
Product: vacuolar protein sorting 36 homolog
Exons: 14
Coding region: 89-1249 (386 amino acids)
Biological process (GO): protein transport to vacuole involved in ubiquitin-dependent protein catabolic process via the multivesicular body sorting pathway
Cellular component (GO): late endosome membrane; ESCRT II complex
Molecular function (GO): phosphatidylinositol-3-phosphate binding; ubiquitin binding
Source: RefSeq, a predicted model, not a curated record